GUAUAUGAGACUGGAAUAGCCCAAGCGCUACACUUCAGUUUAGUGAGGCUGUUGGAAUGCAUGUGGUCCAAGUGCGGAUCGAGGCGUGCUGUGAUUGGGCAUGUGAACUUGAGCGGCAAAGGCAAAGACGCUUUAAAGCGACUCGGACUACGAUCUUAUUAAUUAUGUGGUUCUAGAUUAAACGUUCGAACUGAUACGUAGGAUGCUUAAUGAGUGAUGAGCGCAAACUUGGUUGGUCGUGGUGAGAACUACCUUGUAUGACCAAGUACAUGACAACCUGACGUCAACACGCGAGUCUCACAACACCAACUCAGUUCAACCAUUCAACUUACUGUGAACUCAGGCAUGGGGACACCUGCAGCCGCGUCUGUGCCAGCGCCACAGGCGAGCUCUCACUUUUCACUCGAGCCCAUCUCGGCAUCGGUCUUGUCCGACAAGGAAGCCCGGCGCCGCGAUGCCGCCACGGCUCUGGGCUCAUGCAGAACGGGAUGCGCCGACCUGGAUGACUAUGUCUUGCUUGGCGGGUUUGAGCGCGGGAGCGUCGCGGGUUUGAGUGCGGAGGAUGAGGAGAUGGGUGUACAGCUGGGCCUGCAGACCCUGGCGCACUCGCUGUGCGGCGAAGGCAGCGUCACGAGCGGGCUGGUCGUCACGCCCAAGCCGGCCAGUGCAAUCCUGGGCGGCCUGAGAGAUGCAGUGAGAGCAGAGCUACAGGCGAGAGGGACGGCGCAGAGGGAGGUUGCGGGACGCACGAGGGAGUGUCUGGAGCGGGUGAUGCUGUCGUGCGUGUUUGACCUUGAUGGGCUGUGGGAGGUGUUGGCGGAUCUGGACCGGCCGGCGGACAGCGGGAGUGUGGAGGAGAGGCGAAAGGAAGACGAGGAGGAGCGAGAGAAUGUCCAAGAGGAAGGGAAUGCUAACGAGGGCGAGGAAGACAGGACCAUGGUGGACGAGAUUGGCGACAGCCAGGAGGACGAUGACGACGAACUGCCACUCCCAGCUCCCCAACCUCGACUUCAACCACAGUCCAAACCACAGCCCAAACCAGAGACGCCACCACUCCCCGACAUCAUCAUCAUCACCCACUUCUCCUCCCUGCUGACCAGCCUCUUCACCCACCGCGAGAAAGCCGCCGCCCACUCGGCCCUGCAGCUCCUGGGCACCCACCUCCGCGACCUCACGCGCAACCUGGCCAGCAGCCCGCUGGUGCUGCUCCUCAACUCCACGUCAUCGGCGGCGCCCUCGCCGGCCGACAGCGGCAGCGGCGCCGCGAAGAAGGCCGCGCCGGACCCCACCCUCCGGUCCAUCUUCAACCCGCCGCCGCCGCCGCCGGCGGGCUACGCCGCGCACGCCGGGACGCCGGCCUCGACGCGCCGCAGCAAGCCCAGCUUCGGGCUCGUCUUCGCGCAGCUGCUCGACCUGCACCUGCUCUGCACGCGGAUCCCGCGGGGCAGAGACGAUGCCGAGGCUGCGGCCGCGGCGUUCCACCACCGUCACGCUGUCGCCGAUGGCGGUGCUGCGCUGGUGGCGGGCGUGAGCACCGUCUGGGUCGUCGAGGUGCUGCUGGACGACAUGGGCGUGUGGGAAGGCCGCAAGGGCGCGCGGCGGGAUCGCGAGCAGAGAUGGACGGCGGUGGAUGUCGAGGGGGCGAGGGUCAAGGAAGCCUUCCUGGAGAGGGAGAGGGUGGUUGGCGAGGUGAGGCUCGCGGGAGGGUUUGGGGGACGAAGGGUAUAG
Messenger RNA from Ilyonectria robusta, 1728 nucleotides. RefSeq lists its product as uncharacterized. Bases 346 to 1728 code for a protein of 460 amino acids. Gene Ontology annotation, biological process: double-strand break repair via homologous recombination; DNA strand invasion; telomere maintenance. Gene Ontology annotation, cellular component: Rad51B-Rad51C-Rad51D-XRCC2 complex; replication fork; centrosome. Lineage: Eukaryota; Fungi; Ascomycota; Sordariomycetes; Hypocreales; Nectriaceae. The transcript has 2 exons. The record is from RefSeq and is a predicted model, not a curated record. Gene Ontology annotation, molecular function: four-way junction DNA binding; single-stranded DNA binding; ATP-dependent activity, acting on DNA.